GAUGUACUGCCAGCAUGUGCCACAAGAACAAGUCACGACGUACAUGUAUCUUCCGUCCUCUCUCCUGAUCUCUUCUUUGUCCAACGUAAAGAAAAACUGGAAGAGCUAGAAGAGUUAAUGACAGAAAUCAAUGAGUUUGUGGACCAGAAUGAUAUAUAUGUUGAUAUAGGGCAGGAACUUACACGAGGCAAAUACUGUCUUGCACAGUACACAAACUUUGAUCAAAGAUGGUAUCGUGGACAAAUCCUGGAGGUUGAGGCCAAUCAGUUCAAGGUAUUCUUCGCUGAUUAUGGUGAUAGUGACAUUGUACCGAAAGAUAAGGUGCGGGAAUUACCGGUGGAUAAAUUUUAUGAACUACCGCUACAAGCUAUAGAGUGUAAACUGUACGGUAUCAAACCUAUAUGGAAGAGAUUGCCUUGUGGUUUUAGUAUGCAUAUUGAAGUGAUGUAUGACAGACUGCCAGUAAAAGUUGACACAGAAAUGGCCAGUGAUUAUAACUGUCUCUUAACUAUUAAUACAUCUAUUUUAGAUGAAGAAUGGUCGGAAACUGUUGGUAAUGUGUUAUGGGACCUGACCCAUUAUGUUAACUUUGACCUUCGUGUACUGAAUGCUGUUGUAAAGGGAAAGGAACCAGCCAGAUACGCAGGACGAAACAAGUUUGUGAUAGAGCUAGGAACAGUGUCAAGGUCAUGUGACCUAAAUAUUGCCCAGGAGUUGUCAUGGCAACAGCUUGCUGUUUUAGAUGAGGGCAGUGAAAUGGAACCACUGUUUCCUAAACCAUCAAGACUGAGGAUGAAGAUGUAUGGUUCCCUGCUUGAGAAAAUACCAGACUUGUGCUGCUCUCUCUACUGGGAAACAAAUGAAGAACUGGCUAAGAAGACCUGUAAGGAAAUAUGCGGAAUUGUUUCAUCAUCAUUGAACAGACUGAAGACAUACUUCAUGUUGAAGGAGAACUUGCAAGUGUUGUUUGAGUUGUUAACAUCCACAGAAUCUGAACUGGUAUGUUAA
This is a messenger RNA of Ruditapes philippinarum (Manila clam), 1008 nucleotides long. RefSeq lists its product as uncharacterized. Gene Ontology annotation, biological process: spermatogenesis. The transcript has 7 exons. The coding region runs from base 118 to 1008 and encodes 296 amino acids. The record is from RefSeq and is a predicted model, not a curated record. NCBI's taxonomy places the organism in Eukaryota, Metazoa, Mollusca, Bivalvia, Venerida, Veneridae.